Colletotrichum orchidophilum is the source of this 3492-nucleotide messenger RNA. Its product is annotated as RhoGAP domain-containing protein. The record is from RefSeq and is a predicted model, not a curated record. Lineage: Eukaryota; Fungi; Ascomycota; Sordariomycetes; Glomerellales; Glomerellaceae. Gene Ontology annotation, cellular component: cytoplasm. The transcript has 6 exons. The coding region runs from base 1 to 3492 and encodes 1163 amino acids. Gene Ontology annotation, biological process: regulation of GTPase activity; signal transduction.
AUGACCGCCAUUGUGGAGGAUUACUUGGAGAGUCCCAUGGAUACUGACGACGUCUUCCCUUGCAAAGGCUGCGGCGAGAUCCUAGAAGAGGGCAAAGCGUUCGAACUUGCUGGCAACCGAUGGCAUCUCAACUGCUUCCGCUGCAACACCUGCGGCACCCUUCUCGAUUCCGAUGCGAACCUUCUACUGCUGGGCGAUGGCUCGCUCAUCUGUAACAACUGCACCUACAGCUGCAGUGCUUGCAACAACAAGAUCGAAGACCUCGCCAUUCUCACUGGAGACCAGGCCUUCUGCGCAACGUGCUUUAGGUGUCGCAACUGCAAGCGCAAGAUCGAGAACUUGCGAUAUGCUCGAACCUCACAAGGCAUUUUCUGCAUGAGCUGUCAUGAGUCGCUCAUGGCAAGGCGGAGGAAAAAAUCCAAAGCGGCAGCCCAGGCCAAGUCGAAGGAGAAGGACGGCUCCCCCAUGAUCACAGACAAAUCGCUACCCGCCUUGCCGCCCAAUGCUAUUCCUCCGAACGCCUUCCAUGAUACCAAAGUUGACCCCGAUUCCGAUAAGGAGACUCCGACCGAGCUCUCUCCAAGACCGCGACCGGCAUAUGGUAGAAACGACUCAUCGUCAAAGAAUAGCACUCGGCCUUCGCGUUCUCCUGAGCGUGCCUCGGAGCCCACCAGGGAAAGCGGGUUGGGUCCUCCUGCUGCAAACUACCGCAACAACCGCAAUUCGGCCAUGUAUGCCCCAAGUAACAACAAUACCGAUGCUAAUGGCGGUGACGACGGUUUCUUUAUCCCAGUUGCACUGGAUAACAACCCGGCAUCGAACGGACCUCCACGAUCGACAUCAGAGAACGUGUCCAGCAUAUCCAAGAAGCAGGAUAAAGACUACUUCAGUGUGCCCCGGGCCAGCACUGAUAAAAAGGGCGAAUCCCAAUCCUCAACCCCCCAUAUUGCUUUCCAAGAGAAAGGUCGACAAUCUUCGUCUGACUACGAAUCCGGACCAGUCAAGUUGCCUUUGCGCAAGACCUCGAAAUCUUCGAGGCAUGAUGGGCGUUCGUCGGUCAUUAAUGACGAAAAGACGCAAAAGGUUACAACCGGCAAGCUUUCGCCGUCGAUUGACGAGUUCAAGUUGCAAGAAGCGCCCAAGAGCAAGAAGCUUAUUAGCCCGAGAAGUGCUUCGCACUCGGCCGCCUUGACCCCAGAGAGCGGCAGCGCCAAGAGCAGCGAGGGUGUUCUACGUAAGGACAAGGAGCCGUUCCCCAACUUACCAUCGUCCAAUUCACCUCCACGCAUGGCCCGAUCGUCUCAAGAUUCGAGACAACGUGAUGAGGGCGAGGUGCGUCCUUCGAUGGACUCUCUCUCUUCCUCGCGAACAGACACGACUGCUGGCAAAUCUAUUACUCGAAAAGAGCUUCCCUCCCGCAAUUCAAACGGCAAGCCUCUAGGACGAUCCAAUACACAUGAUGAGACAGGCCUAUCGGGUCUCGCAGCUGCGCGACCGAACAUGACUGAGCACAAGCUCAGCGAUACAUACAUGCAGCCUCGAGCACCCCCGCAACCGCCGGGUGUACCUGCUAAUACUGCCAAAUCUCUUGCAAAGGAUCAGGCGAAUGUCAACGAGGAAGGAAAGGUCUCCCCUAAGCUGCCUAGAUGGAGUGCGGGUGGCGAUUUCAGUAUGGACGAGGACAUGGCGAGAAUACUCGGCACCGACGCAGAUUCAUCGUCCAUCCUUCGCCGUGUGUCAAAUGCUGUCCGCCACGGACGCACCAACAGUACCGAGGGUGGUCAUUCUCAGCCUCAACAUCCUCAUAGAGUCACAGGUCACACGAGGAGUAUCAGCGAGACCACCCGUGGUACCGCGUCUCCUCGCUGGCCCAAGACCCCCAUCGCUGAGGACCCCAACGGACAUGAGAUCAGCAGCCCUAUUUCCCUCCACUCGAGUGACGACCCGGCUUUCCUCAAGAGGCAGUUGCGCAACUCAGAAAACCGUGUGGCCGAGUUGGAGAGACAAUUCAACACGGAGAAGGACUUGAAGCGUCUCAACAAGACACUCAUCGAAAAGCGCAAGACAGUUUCGGUGUUGGAUACUCAGACUGAGAUUAUGAUUCGUCAGCUCGAAGUCCUCGCCGGGUACGUCGAACGUGCAAAGGAGACCAAGACACCUGUAGACCCUCGCGAUCUGGAGGAUUCUGCAAUCAAGGAGUUCGUGCAGAAGCUCGACAAGGUCAAGCAGGCAAUGAGCGCAGCUAUCGAGCAACUUCACGAGGAACGCGACGAACUAGUCGAUGAGAAGAACCAAGCCAUGGCCGAUAGGGACCGCGCCCUACUGGAGUUUGAGCAGCUGUCUUCCAAGAACGCCCAGCUGGCGGACAUGAACAACGAUCUGACUCACCAGAUCCAAGAACGCUUCAAGUCUCAGAUUGGAGGCGAACUCAAGUCUCCCAACGGACUUGGCAUUUACAGCCAGAGCAAGGUCUUCUCAUCAUCCAACCUCAACCUUACCGACUCGGCGAGCAUGACCACGACUCUCGUUCAUGAGACGGAUGAGCCAGUUGUUGAGGCUCGACCUACGGUAGUCGACAUCAGGAAGGGACAGGUGAAGAAGUUCAACUGGAAGAAGGGGUCCAAGGGCCUUGCAGGAAGCGUGGCCAAGGGUGUCAACCGUGCCGUGGUAGCUUUCCAGCAGGAUCGCGAACGUGGCCCGCAUCAGGGUCUGACAGGUGACAGUAUUGGCCUGCCAUACAAUAUGACUGUUUCUCAAGUGGAAGCACCCAGUACCCAGGCUCCUGGCCCUGCCGCGCAGAGGGGCGCACAGCAAGCACAAGGAUUUGGCUUCUUCAAGAACAAGAAUAAUCAGAAGUCGAUGUCUACGACCAAUGUGUCGACGCCCACGAUCGCGGAGGCGCCUACCACCUUGUUCGGCUCAGACCUGACCGAGAGAGCCGACUACGAAAGGCGCACCAUCCCCAGCGUAGUGACACGUUGCAUUGAAGAGGUUGAGCUUCGCGGCAUGGAUAUUGAAGGUAUCUACCGAAAGACAGGCGGUAAUUCCCAAGUGAAGAUGAUUCAAGAAGGAUUCGACAAGAGCGAAGAUUACGACAUCUCAGAUCCUGGCCUGGACAUCACGGCGGUGACGAGCGUGUUGAAGCAAUACUUCAGAAAGCUGCCGAUGCCGCUGCUAACGUAUGAUGUAUACGACAGAGUCCUGGAGUCAAAUGCCAUCGCAGACCAGACUGAACGCUGCGACCAUCUUCGUAAGGUGUUCGGCACGAUGCCCCAACGACAUCGUGACUGCCUCGAGUUCCUGAUGUUCCAUCUGGCGCGGGUUGCUCAGCGGGAGCCCGAGAAUUUGAUGUCUCCCAAGAAUUUGGCGGUGGUAUUUGCGCCAACGAUUAUGCGGGACACAAGCCUGGAACGCGAGAUGACAGAUAUGCACGCCAAGAACUUGGCUGUGCAGUUUGUCGUCGAAAACAGUCACACCAUCUUUACCGAUUGA